Molecule: messenger RNA, 1071 nt
Organism: Linnemannia hyalina
Lineage: Eukaryota; Fungi; Mortierellomycota; Mortierellomycetes; Mortierellales; Mortierellaceae
Source: the annotation of a GenBank genome assembly
AUGCACAAGGCAGCAAAGUCCUCAAAGUUCCUAAAGCCAUCCGAAAAGAAGAAAGCAGGCAAGGCAGUAGUAGGAAGUGACGCACCCCUCGGAAAAGACGACCUUCUUAUGCGCGAGAUCCUGGCCAUGGGCGGGUCCGCAAAGGACAUGGAGCUCUUCCAGGAUAUCGAUUCCGGAUCUGAGCUCGAAGGUGGCGAUAGCGACGACGAUAGUGAGGUCAAGAAGGUCAAGACUGUCAAGGUGGCGGUUGUUAAGAAGGAGAAGAAGAAGCCUGUCAAAUCUGAUCCUGCCGAGGAGGAGCCAGGAUUGAAGAACGAGGUCGCAAGUUUCAUGAAAUCCCUCUUUGGCUCCGCUUUGAUGGACUCUUCAAAGAUGAGCACCGCCGCUGAGGAAGAAGACGAUUCUGAAGAAGCCGCCGAAGCCGCUGCUGACUCUGAGGACGAGGACUCUGAAAACUGGGCUACUGAGGAGGAAGGCAGUGAUAUCAACGAGGACGAUGAAGAUGAGCAAGGCCAGGACCAGGAGGAUGGAGGGGAGGACUCGGGCGAUGAUAGUAUGGACGAUUUACCACAGGAGCUCAAGGAUAUUCAUGCACAGCUGGAGACCAAGAAACGUAAAUCUGACGCCGUUACCCCGGCCUCCUCAAAAGCAGCAGCAGCAGCAGCGCCUCAACAACCCAACAAGAAGGCAAAGACAGCCGCCGGCGCCGCUGCCACGACCACCAAAAUUACAAAGGCCUUGCCUGCAAAGAAGAACUCGGAACUCGCCAAACAGGUCUCGAAACUCCUGGGGGAAAAGAAGACCGCCACCUCAGCAACAACAACAUCAUCAUCAGCAGCAGCGACAAAGAUCACCAAGAAGAAAGUGACGACUACCAUCACAACAACAAAAAAGACAACAAGUGCCGUUGGUGCGAAGAAGGCGACGGCCUGGAAGCUUGGAGAUGGUUGGAGUAAAGGAUUUGAAGACGACGAUGAUGAAGCGGCACCUUCAAAGCCUGCCAACAAGAAGAACAACAAGAUCGAUACCCAGAGGAAGAAGAAGCUGGCUGCCUUCAAGUCUAGGAGGUAG